Molecule: messenger RNA, 2330 nt
Organism: Daucus carota subsp. sativus
Lineage: Eukaryota; Viridiplantae; Streptophyta; Magnoliopsida; Apiales; Apiaceae
Exons: 14
Coding region: 381-2216 (611 amino acids)
Biological process (GO): cellular response to calcium ion; regulation of stomatal closure; de-etiolation
Source: RefSeq, a predicted model, not a curated record
AUUCAAGUCUCGAGAAAAAAAAAGGAAAAAAGUUUUCAAGGCCGCUAGAAAAUGAAAGGAGAUGAAGCUAAGCGGUUGGGGAAGAAAGGCCACACAAAUUUGUAAAUCACAUCUUCUAUGAUUCUAUCUUUGCGUUUUGAUUGGCCUGGAUAAUAUCCACUUGGGUAUUUUAUUUUCUUCUGAAAAUUUUAAAAUCAUGGCAUAUAUAGCACAACAGCUGAGUUGUUGACUUUAAUGAAGAUGUACUUUCAGUUCUUGGGUGUUGAGUGUUGAAGAGAUACAGAUUAUGAGCUGUUGAUAUUACAAGUACUAAGGACAUAGCUUCACUCUUCUACUCAACUAAAAAUCAAUCUAGAUAUUAUAUUCAAGAGAUUUGCAGAAUGUUCUCCCUUUGCUCUGCCGCUUCAACCUCCUACUCCUCCAAGAUAUCCGUACAUGGAGACAAUUUUCCAGUUUCAUCAUAUCACAAGUCAUUCGAUGUCAGAGGCAUUCUAGAUGAAAAAGCAGUUUCGAAUUUCUCAAAUGGAUUUCAGUUACAGCCGUGGUCCUCCAGAAGCUACUCAAUCGGUGCAAUGAGCAAGGAAUUCAUGGCGGGCCUUCAGUUAGUAGACAGCCCAAGUGCUCUUGGAGUGGAAAAAUCCUUAAAUUUUACAGACCGAGUUGCUGAUCAUGCUGAACUUUUGCACAUGACAUCCAAUGAUAAUACGUCCUUGAUAUCUGAUUCUGUGAGCAUGAAACCAGAGUCAUUAGCUAACAUAAAACCUAACGUUCAAGAUAUUCUCAGUGGAAUCACAGAGUCCAUAAGUGCUUCAGUUAGUAAAGGAGAAAAUACUUUGACAGGAACAAUUGAUAAUAUCACUUCCUCUGUGACAUCUGCUCUUAUGGGUGCUAACGAAGGUUUUUAUACUGCUGUAAAUAAAUUGAAAUCUUCUGUUGAUCAAACUGGAGAUUCAGCCGGCAAUAGAUUAUCAAGCUUGUCAGAUGACUCAAAGGAGGCAUUGGGUCGUACAGUUUCUGUUGCUGUUGACUUAUUGAGGUAUGCAAUUCAAGCUGCUGAGGGAUAUCUAGCAAAAGGGGGUACACUCGUCGUGUAUGCCUAUGGUUCUGCAAAAGGGUUUCUUCCUGCAGAGAUACAGAAUGCCCUAAAAGUUUCUGAAGAGAGUGCUGAUAAAAUUUUGAGGCCGGCAGGGGAUGCAUUUCAACAGGUUUACAUUGGUUUGGAAGGUCUAGAAAGAAGUUUUGGCUUGGACCCCAGUGAUCCAGUUGUUACACUUGUUCUCUUACUUGGAACCUCAGGCAGUUUAUGGGGUGCUUAUUGGUUUUUAACCUAUGCUGGAUACGCUGGAGAAUUAUCACCUCAAAUGACAAUGGAAUUGUUGACUGGAAAGGAGAAUGCCGUACUUAUUGAUGUUCGGCCCGAGGAAUUUAGGGAAAGAGAUGGUAUCCCUGAUUUAAGGCGUUCUGCACGGUUUCGAUAUGCCAGUGUAACACUACCCAAGUUUCAGGGAGAAAGUUCCAUGAAGAAGUUGUUGAAAAGUGGAAAGGAUCUUGAUGACACCUUAACUGCUGCUAUCAUCCGGAAUUUGAAAAUUGUUAAGGACAGGUCGAAAGUUAUAGUAAUGGAUGCUGAUGGUACCCAGUCGAAAGGAAUCGCAAGAUCAUUAAGGAAACUUGGCGUUAAGAAACCUUACCUGAUGCAAGGUGGCUUUCGGAUCUGGGGUAAAGAGGGCCUUAGUAUAAAGGAGCUAAAACCUGAGACACCACUUACCAUACUAAAUGAGGAAGCUGAAGCAAUAAUUAAACAAGUCAAUCCUACUCCACUAAAAGUUCUUGGGUUCAGCUUGGGUUUUGCUGCUGCAGUGUAUGCUUUAUCAGAAUGGGAAACGACCCUACAAUUUGUUGGCGUCUUUGGCGUUGCUCAGACUAUAUAUCGACGUCUUGCUUCUUACGAGGGGUCGGAGGAUUUUACUCAAGAUUUGAGGCAACUUCUUGUUCCAGUUCAAUUGGGAGGACAAGCUGUUUCAUGGGCUGCCGGAAAGCUGGAGAGUAAUGGUAUAGGCCUAUCAACGUCACCUUCAUCAUCAGACGUACAGAGCAGGGUACUGCAGGCUGCUGCAAAACAUGAAUCGCAACCCUUGGAUAGUGAACUCCAAGACACAUCUACAGAGUCGAACACUUCUUCAGUUACUGACAGUAUGGAUAUAUCUCAAGCAUAGAGUUGCUGUGUUCUGUUCUUAAAUCUGUAUCUACUAUCACCCUCCACUUUAUAAUAAGAAUUGGGGCCGACCAAAUCUCUUAAUCUAUGAAGCAUCUCCUUCGUUUUCUUCAAA